AUGCUUUCUUUUGGUGCUCGCUCUGCUUCUCUUUUGCGCUCCUCACUGUUUCGACCCCAAAAUGCUCUGAGAAUACCAGCAAGCUCAUCCUUUUUCGCGUUACGGACACUGUCCACGUCGCUUGUGAACUAUGGGCCGUCAUCCCGGUUCGUCUACCUUGGCAACCUGCCGUGGUCCCUGGAGAUUGAGGACAUAAAAGAAAAGGCAGAAAAGUUUGGAACUCUUGCGUCCAUAGAUAUGCCUGACGAAAAUGGCCGUCCAGCCGGUUUUUCCAAUAUCGAGUUUGAGAAUGCGGAGGACGCUGAAAGCUUUUAUAGAGCUGCAGCUGACUCUUCGCUCUCUUUUGGAGGUAGAAAAGCUCGAAUUGAACUUUUCGAUAAGCCUCAGAAGGAGGUUGUGAGGGCUUGGCCACAGAGGGGCCCUUCGCCGCCUUCGCAUACAAUAUUCAUUGGGCAUAUUCCACAUGACAUCGCGGACGCAGACCUACGUGAAUUGUUCACUCCCUAUGGUAAUAUUGCCCGAAUAAGCUUAGGCCGGGACUCUUCUGGUGCUAGACGUGGGUUUGCACAUGUAGAGUUCGAGACCACUGAGGAAGCAUCCGCCGCCCUGAAUGCUCUGAAAAAUCAACAUGAUACUAUCCUUGGCCAAGAGGUACACUUGGACUUUGCCCCGUCGAAGCCCAAAAGUGUACACCCUCCUAGUAACAGGCUGUACUUCGCUCAAUACGACGGUACUUUGCAGGAAAUGCAAGAUGCUCUCCGCAAACACUCAGGGGUAUUAGAUGUUGUCAUGCUAAAGAAUCGGAAUGGUAUCGUUCAAUUCAAAAGCGUCGAAGAAGCCACGGCCGCGAAGCAGGCUCUCGACAAAACCAAGACUUCUAAUGGCCAUCUCAUUAACAUCUUCUAUUCCAGUCCUCGACCUAAACCCAAUGAGAACCGCUUCGGCAAUAGGCGACGGUCGAACUCCUAUGGAAACGACUGGUAG
Lentinula edodes (shiitake mushroom) is the source of this 984-nucleotide messenger RNA. RefSeq lists its product as uncharacterized. The record is from RefSeq and is a predicted model, not a curated record. The transcript has 4 exons. Lineage: Eukaryota; Fungi; Basidiomycota; Agaricomycetes; Agaricales; Omphalotaceae. Bases 1 to 984 code for a protein of 327 amino acids. Gene Ontology annotation, molecular function: RNA binding.